Molecule: messenger RNA, 2353 nt
Organism: Xenia sp. Carnegie-2017
Lineage: Eukaryota; Metazoa; Cnidaria; Anthozoa; Malacalcyonacea; Xeniidae
Exons: 5
Coding region: 592-1992 (466 amino acids)
Molecular function (GO): ubiquitin-protein transferase activity
Source: RefSeq, a predicted model, not a curated record
AUACAAGUGCACAAACGUUCGUUCAAUUGUAAAAUGGAAGUUGUUCAUUCUACUUUUUAUUUAUUUAAAAUCUUCUUAUCUAUCCCUAUUCUUCUCAUAUGUUUUCUCAUAUUUUUGGCUGUUGUAUUAUUUUCUUAAACGAUAUAUUUCAAACUGUUUUUAAACACAGAAAUAGGCUCAAAACCUCUAAGCAAGACCAUUGGAGUAAAGCCCCUUUCAUUUGAAGAGUUUCGUAAGAAGAAAGAGGAAGACAGAUCAUCAAAAUUUAAGCCAAAACCUGGUGGAAAAAAAGCAAAGUUGUCAAAAGAGGUGAAGGUGCAGGUUGGCAUUGUGAAAGACAAAAAUGGAGAUGGUGUAUUGGUAAGAGUGAAGUCAAGGACAAUAACAAUUGCAGUUGUUGAAGAUGUUGAUGGAAAUGCUCUUCUUGAAAAAGCAAUUGAUAAACAUUCAAGACAUCAUAAACAAUUUAACAAGUAUAACAAAUAUGUUCUUUUGUAUAAUGACAUGUCAAUUGUGAGGUAUUUACCCCAGACCAACAUACCAUUUGUGCUUUCAAAAUAUAAAGAAGAUUUGUUGCUGCCAUAGUCCAAAAUGUAUUUCUGGCUAUGUACAGAAGAUGAUUUUGAAAAUUCAAUUUCUGAUGAAAGUUCUGACAAGGAACUUGAAGAGAUUUCGAUGAAGUAUCAUGAGUCUCAACCUUCUACAUCAAAGUCAUUGGCCACAACAGGCUGUGGGGAUUUCAAUGAAGAUGCAAGUAAUAAAAUCCUCCAAUCCUCUUCUUUGUCUUCUCAAAGUUCAUUUACCUCAACGUCUCAAGUUUGUAGUAUGUCACAAGGACAAUUGUCUCAGCAUGGAAUAGAAAAAUAUCUAUUGCAACAUCAAUGCCCUACAUGUCUUGGAUACUAUUCACAUGCAGACAUAGAGGCUCAUGCAGACAUGUGUGCAGAAAGGUGGAUAGACCCAAUUGGCAAGUUAUCAGAUGACAAUCAAAAUAACCUGGAAAACACACUCAUUGCUGAAGAGGAAACUGGACAGCCAACUGUUGCCACUAUGCAAGAAGUGGUUCAUCUAAUUCAGGACAAUGUUAACAGAUUGUCUACCAACAGAGUUACUAUUCGUAGGCGAUUAGCUUUUGCAGAUUAUGUGGAUGCAUGGAAACGAAAAUGGUUUGCUGAAGGAGGAAAUCUUAAAAUUUGUUUUGCUGGUGAACCUUCUAUUGAUGGUGGUGGCCCAAGGAGGGAGUUUUUCACAGAUGUCCUACAACACAUUAAGCCAACUUUGUUUGAUGCAAAUGGUUAUCCACUGUUUAGUGCACGAGCACUAGCAAAUAAAGACUUCAUGGUUGCUGGUGAGUUAAUAUCAUCCUCUCUGGCACAGGGAGGACCAGCCCCAUGCUUCUUGCUAAAGAAUGUAUUUAAUUAUGUGGCUGAAGGGGUAAAUAGCAUACAGGCCAACAACUGGUUGGAGUUGGUUCAUAAUGCUAAUUUCAAAGAUGAAAUUGAUAAGUUAGUUAAAUGUGAGAGUGAUGAGGAGCUGAGGACAUUGCUUUGCUCAGAUGACAUGAUGAACAUUCUGCAAUCAAUCGGCUACAGGGGUGUUCCCUCCAAGGAGAAAUUGGCCUCACGAGACAACAUUAUUCGGUCGAUUAUAAUUGCAGGAAUUGGCCAUAUGCUGGCAAUGAUGGACAAAUUAAAAACUUGUCUUACACUUUUUGGGGUUCUGCAGCAUAUUCAACAUCACCAGGAGAUAAUGGCAUCAAUGCUUACACUGGAUGGUGUUGCUAAUUUUUGCUUGACUGCAGACAUUGUUCUUGAAAAUAUGACUGUGGAGUUUAGCCCGGAAGGAAGCAACAAAAAGCAAUUGGAAAUAAAUGUCCGCAAAUUUUUUUGUGACUAUAUUCAAGAAUUGGACACAAAAGACACUAGCACAUCAUUAAAAACGCUGUACAGAUUCAUCACUGGGAGCAGAAAAGCACAUCACUGUCAAAUUUAAGCAUGGCUGCCCUGCGAAUUGUAAAUGCCGUCCAUCUGCUGCUACAUGUGACCCAAGUAUCUGCUUUCCAAUUCACUUUGAUAAUACUAAUGAUUUUGACUUAGCGAUGGACAAUGCCUUACUGGAGUAUUCGGGAUUUGGUUUUAUAUGAACUUGAAAACAAAGUCCUUCAAUGUACAUAUGAUAUUGUUCUGUUGUCAAAAGAAUACUUUUUGCAAACUUCUUAAGUACUGCAUAUUAACUACACAUAACUCAUCAAAUUAUCAAAAUAUUUGUAGCAUCAUUAUAGUCUUCUGGAAACUCUAGUUGUUGAAUGUCCACUAAGUAAUUAAAAUAGUCUUGGAAUAUUUUCCCAUUUUCA